AUGACCGCAGGAGGCUCCCGCGAGAGCCCACGCCAGGGCGAGGAGCUCACACCAAAAGGACGACCUGCCAGUGCCAAGCUGUGGCAUCACUGGUGUAAGAGGGCUUGCCCGGCCAGCACCACACCAGCUGCUCAGCACUGCGCAGCCUGGCUGGGCAUCAACAUCUUCCUCUUCACAUACUACUUUCUGUUCUUCAACGGGGACGAGCGGUACUUCUAUACCAGGACCAUCCUCAGGCCCAUCCUGCCGCCCCUGCAGACCGUCGAGUACGUGGCCUUCACCACCAUCCCGGGGCUGACGGGGGUCAUCAUCACACUGGCGCUCAUCCUCAUGGUCACGUCCUCUACUGAGUUCAUCCGCAGGAACUACUUCGAGGUCUUCUGGUACACGCACCACCUCUUCCUCAUCUACUUCGCCGGCCUCAUCAUCCACGGCAUCGCCGGGCUGGUGCGCGGGCAGACGGAGGAGAGCAUGGAGGAGGUGCACCCCCAUCGCUGUGCCAAAUAUCUCAUGCACAAGGACAAGAACUGCAGCCAUGACUGCUGCAAAGACCCCGAGUUCGGGAGCAUCCCUGCUGAGUCUUGGAAGUGGGUUCUGGCCCCCGUCCUCCUCUACAUCUUCGAGCGGAUCCUCCGGGUCUGGCGUGCACGACAGAAGGUGGUUGUCACCAAGGUGGUCAUGCACCCUGCCCGCGUGCUGGAGCUGCAGAUGCAGAAGAAGGGCUUCUGCAUGGAGGUGGGGCAGUACAUCUUCGUCAACUGCCCCGCCAUCUCCCUGCUAGAGUGGCACCCCUUCACCCUCACCUCAGCACCCGAGGAGGACUUCUUCUCCAUCCACAUCCGGGCGGCCGGCGACUGGACGGAGCGUCUCAUUGACACCUUCCAGCAGCAGAAGCUGGAGAAGCCCAGGAUCGAGGUGGAUGGCCCCUUCGGCACGGCCAGCGAAGACGUGUUCCAGUACGAGGUGGCCAUGCUGGUGGGAGCGGGCAUCGGCGUCACCCCCUUCGCCUCCAUCCUGAAGUCCAUCUGGUACAAGUUCCAGCAGGCUGACCAGACUCUCAAGACCAAGAAGAUCUACUUCUACUGGCUCUGCCGGGACACGGGAGCCUUCGCCUGGUUCAACGACCUGCUUGCCUCGCUGGAGCAGAAGAUGGCAGAGUCGGGCAAGGCGGACUUUCUCACCUAUCGUCUCUUCCUCACUGGCUGGGACACCAGCAUUGCCAACAAUGUGGCGCUCCACUUCGACACCGCUACGGACACGGUGACGGGCCUCAGGCACAAAACCAUCUUUGGGCGGCCCAUGUGGAACAGCGAGUUUGCUGCGGUGGCUGCAGCCCACCCCAGGUCGGUGGUCGGCGUGUUCCUCUGCGGGCCAGGGGCCUUGGCGAAGACCCUGCAGAAGUCUUGCCACCAACACUCCAGCCUGGACCCCAGGAAGGUCAAAUUCUACUUCAACAAGGAGAACUUCUAA
Pygoscelis adeliae (Adelie penguin) is the source of this 1470-nucleotide messenger RNA. RefSeq names its product NADPH oxidase 1-like. Lineage: Eukaryota; Metazoa; Chordata; Aves; Sphenisciformes; Spheniscidae. Gene Ontology annotation, cellular component: plasma membrane; NADPH oxidase complex. The transcript has 10 exons. Gene Ontology annotation, biological process: superoxide anion generation; defense response. The record is from RefSeq and is a predicted model, not a curated record. The coding region runs from base 1 to 1470 and encodes 489 amino acids. Gene Ontology annotation, molecular function: superoxide-generating NAD(P)H oxidase activity.